Messenger RNA from Nyctereutes procyonoides (raccoon dog), 1143 nucleotides. RefSeq names its product patched domain-containing protein 3-like. Gene Ontology annotation, cellular component: membrane. NCBI's taxonomy places the organism in Eukaryota, Metazoa, Chordata, Mammalia, Carnivora, Canidae. The record is from RefSeq and is a predicted model, not a curated record.
AUGAGCCUCAGUCUCUCCAAGGUUGCGCCCGACGCCUGGCGGGAGAUGGAGGUGAAGGGGGAUCCCGAGGCCAGGGCACAGAAGCCGGAGCCGCAGCCUGAGGCCAGGCGGGAAGCCGAGGCCCAUCCCGGGCCGACACUGGGACGCCGCAGGACGUGGGUGUGGGGUCCCAGCGCACAGGGCCCCUGGAGGCGUCUCCUCCGCAGUCGGGAACAGUGUGGAGCGUCCAAGUCUGCCGGCCUCCCCGUCGGAAAGGCAGCUGUCAGCGAGCCCCCCUGCCACACCGACUGCCUGGAGGCGCCCCUCACUGCCUGGGGAAGGCUGGGGAGGGAGGUGGGCUCGCACCCCUGGGUCUUCCUGCUGGUGCCCAUGCUGCUGACGGCCACUCUGGGCACAGGCUUGCGUUCCUUGCCCAGCAAUACUGAAGAAAACCUCGAGGAGCAGUACACCCCCAUGGGGAGCCCGGCCAAGGCUGAGUGGCGCUUUGUGCAGGGGCAUUUCACCACCAACGACUCUUACGGAUUCUCCAACUCCAGGAAGAGCACCGGGGUCAAUUUUGUCUCCACCCUAGUGGUUUCCAGCACUGCCUCGCUGCUGCAACAAGAAAUCUUAGAAGAAAUUAGUACAUUGGACACCGUGGUGCAGUAUCUUUAUGUGGCCAAGGAAAACGGGACCCAGAUUGGCUACGAUGGGGUGUGCGCUAAAUACCAGGGCGCCUGCGUGCCCUCCAACGCCCUCCUGUCCGCCUGGCGCAUGAACAAGGACCUCGACCUGACAAACAUCACUUUUCCGGUCUUCAACCUAUCGGGUCAGCUCAACUACCUGGUGGGCACCAUUGGAGGAACCUUUUUAGGCAAGAGGACGGGAAGGAACCAAUUACUCGUGAAAGCCAUGCGGCUACUGUACUACCUGAAAACUGAGGAUGUGAAGGACAAUGAGCUUAGCCAUAUGUGGUUGAUCCAUUUCCUGAACCAAUCUACCAACAUUGAAAAGAGUUUGGCCUCAAAGAAGAUCCAGAUGGUCUACUUUACAUCACUUUCUAGACAACUGGAGUUUGAAGCAACCUCUAUGACAGUGAUCCCCUUGUUUCAUGCGGCAUACCUUCUAAUCAUAUGCUUUGCAAUCACAUCAUGCUACAGGUAA